UUAAGAAGUUUCUUUCCCACUAAAAGGAAAAAAAUAUACUCCAUAAUAUGGACCAACAAGACUCUCUACCGUCUUCAUCUCGCCGGCAACGGCAAACACCGCCGCCGGAGAAACGACGCCGUGCCAAAUCUAUCGGUUGCAUGUCCGGAAUCUUUCAACUCAUCUCCAAAUACCAAAACAAAACCAAACGCAUCACAUCAGGCAAAAAGAGAGGAAAAGGCAGUGAGGAGCCAUCUCCGGCGGCGGCGGCGGCGUCUCCGGUGAGAGUGAUGACACGAGAUGGUCAAAGGGAAGUCAGAAUAGAAAGAAGCCCGGCGCUGCCGCCGGAGAUCCGCCGGGAAAACGUCAAAGUCCGGCCGGCAUUGGUGGAGAGGCUGAUGGGGUUGGAGGAGAAACCGGCGGCGGCGGAAGGGGAGUGGCUGGUAACGACGGAGGAGAAGAGAAAGAUGCUGCUCCAAGCCAUAGAGAAGUGUAACCAAGACUUGGAGGCGCUUAAGAAUAUUAUAAAGUCGGUGCAAUCGUCACCGGCGAAACCGCCGUCGGGCGCCGUGUUGGACGACCGGGCGAUGAUAACACGUUCCCCGACUUUGGGCAGAAUUCACAGUAGUAACGGUUACAUUGUGCAACAGAGUAGGAACAAGGUAGCCAUGGAUGAGAGCAUGAACUCCGUUAUCAAGAAAUUCAAAACAUGUUCUUUCCAAACAAACCGCGAGGGGGGGUUUGUAUCAUCAUCUUCUCCGGUAAUGCAGCGCAGCAGAGAAAUGGCCGAGAGUGUAGAGGAAGCGUGCAGUGACAUAGCUUGCGGCGAGCAUGGAGAGGCUAGAAAGAUUGGAGCGGCUUUACAAGAAGGUAUAUGCACAGACUUGAUCCAUGAGGUUGUGAAAGACUUGGGACACUCUCCAUGCAAGCUUUCCCUCCCCUUUGAUGGAUGUAGAAGAAGGCUUUGUCUCUAGAAACACAAACUCAGAUCAGGCCAAAAUUUGUUUGUGGUGUUUCCUUUUUCUUUGCUGCACUGCUGCCACUCAUUGUUUGUUAGACAAGAGUAUCUGUAAACAUACAAUAACAUUAUAGUUUCUUGAUUGGCAUAGUUUCUGGUGUGAGAUUUUACUGAGUUUGUUGUUGUGUGCUGAAAAGAACUUUUUUUUACCUCUUUUUUUUAAUAAACUUAAACCUUUACCAGCAAUUCAAUAUAUCCUCAAUUUCAGCGGUACUUUCUGGCAAAUUUUGCAAAUUCCAGUGGCUUAAUGAAAAUAAGUUCCAUAUAUUUUGGAAAAAGGGGCUAAAGUGCCAAAGAAUGAAAGAAUAUUUCUAACGGGACAAUGGACUAAGGGACUAAAAAUGCAUUUUACCCGUAAUCCAUUAGACUCCGGGGCAGUGGUGGCAGGCCCUCUAAGGUGGGUUUCCGUGAUCUGAAAUCACACCUUUGAACUCUGAACCUGGUGCAUUAUAUAUUAUAUAGGCAUGAAGUGAAGUUUGAAACUCAAAAUAAGUUGGUGGGAGAUUAAUAGAAUUCGGAGAGAGUUGGAAAUCCUAUGAGGCUUUGCUCCAUAAAUAGCUUCAAGGUGUGUGCACCCAAGCAGACCCAUAUGCAUUGCAUCAUGUCCUUGUCUGUAACGACUGGAACAUGGGAAGAAGAGUAAGGUAAAGUAUAACUCAAAGUGUAGCUGAAAUGGCCGAUUUAUCAGAGAAAAAAACAGUUACAGAGCAAUAAAAAUGCACAUUUUGUUAACAAAACAACGAAAGUAUUACGUAGUAUAUCAAAGCGGAGGUUAAUUAGCAAUUUCCAGUCGUUUUAUGAAUCUUAGUCGAAGGAGUAUAUUAUGCACCAUUUUGUUUCAUUAUUGAUGAAUUCUGUCCACAAUGGAAACGGCCUCCCUACUUCCGAGUAGGGGCAAGGUCUGCGUACACACACCCUCCCCAGACCCUACUGUUGUGGGAUUCACCUGGGUUGUUGUUGUUGUUGUUGUUGUUCUGUCCACAAUCCACACAAAACAACUAUGCAAUUGUUUUGCAAAGACUAUGGUUGAUAAGAUAAUUACUGAAAGGCCCAAACAUAGGGCCUCUAAAUGAGCACUUUGUUUAAGACUGAAAUUUGAAACUGAUUCUUAUGCACGUUCUUUUAUGAGCAAAAGGGUAAAUAACUUGGAAUUUGAAAGGUGAAAAUGAUAACUCGUGAAAAAAGAUCGUAUCUUGGCUAAACAUUAAUAGCAGCAUGUCUAUUACUCCCUCCGUCCCGAAAUGUUCUUCUCAUUUGACUUUUUACGGUCUCCAAGAUUGUACUUUGACCACUAAUAUCUUUAUUUAUGCAUAGAUAUACUUUAUAAAAAUUUGAUAUUUGAAAACUAUAUUUCAAAAUGAAUAUGUUCAUAUUAA
This is a messenger RNA of Cuscuta campestris, 2373 nucleotides long. The record is from the annotation of a GenBank genome assembly. NCBI's taxonomy places the organism in Eukaryota, Viridiplantae, Streptophyta, Magnoliopsida, Solanales, Convolvulaceae.